Messenger RNA from Spirodela intermedia, 1570 nucleotides. The record is from the annotation of a GenBank genome assembly. Lineage: Eukaryota; Viridiplantae; Streptophyta; Magnoliopsida; Alismatales; Araceae.
AUGCCCCAGUGGGUAGGGCGUCUCCUGCGGAGUCGGUUCUUCGGGCUCUGCGAGAAGCACGAGGAGCUGAGGAAGAGCGAGCUCAACAUGUACUGCAUAGAGUGCAACGCCUCCCUCUGCGGCCACUGUCUCUCCCCUCCCUCGGCCUGCCACCGCGGCCGCCGCUGCCACCGCUUCCUCCAGAUCUGCCGCUACGUCUACCACGACGUCAUCCGCUCGCGUGACCUGAAAAAGUUUGUGGACUGCUCCAAGGUUCAGGUUGUUGCACCCUGUGAACCGCGCCGCCACAUUCCACCUCCCCUAUGCAAUCCCCCCGGGUUUUCUCAAUAUUUGGUCUCAUUUCGUCUACGUUUGAUCUCGUUCGACAGACCUUCGUUGUGAACGGAGCCAAGGUCCUCUUCUUGAACCCUAAAAGACAAGCUAAGCCGGCCACUAAUGGGAGUAAUGGCGGGCAUCUGUGUCUGGCAUGCAGAAGGCCCGUUCCGGAUCCCAAUCGCUAUUGCUCUCUGGCCUGCAAGGUGGAGGAGAAUAUCAAGGUAGGUUUUCUUCUUUCACCGCCAUGUGAAACAAUUGAACCAACUCCAAUCCUUACCAACUUAGUUUUCCGUGUUCUUCUUUAUAAUGGAUUAUUGUAGGGUAAGAACACAGGUUGAAAAAGGCAAACGAUAUAAAGUUUUAUGUCCAUUGUUUAACCAUUCUUUUACUAUAUAUAUUCGGUGGUUUUAAUCAGACUUUGGAGAUGAACAUGGUUGAUAUAAUUACGCCAGCUCCAAUCUUUGCUGGUUUUUUACUUUUCUUUUUCUGGUCUUCGCAAUGGAUUAUUAUUAGGCAAGUACGCUGCUCAAAAGGGUUCAGUACUGCACCGACGUCUUUGGGCGACUGUUACAGCUUUUCUUUCAUUUUUAUCGGAAACAUUUUCUGUUCAUGCAUGCUUUUCUUUCAUUUUUAUCAGAAAUACUUUCCAUUCAUGCAUGCUUUUCUUUAACCCCCCCCUUUCAUUUAAUCUGUUUUCCAGGAAUUAAACGUUGCUUGAACUAUGCUGGCAAGUCUAGUAUCUAAUUUUAUUUUUUUCUGAUUUUUCUUCGGUUAUUGCUGGGAAAGAACAGUCCUCGCAAGAGUCCAACGAUCUAAUAACGUCUUUUGGCGAUUGCUACGUCAGUUUUGUUUUUCUUGGAAUGUUUUCUCUCAUGCAGGGUUUCUUUCCGUUGUUUAAUAAGAUUUUCCCGGAGAUGAAUGAUACUUGAAAUAGCUACAGCAACUCCAAUUGUUAAUUCCAGAUGAUUCCGUUUGUCUCAUCUUGUUUGCUUCACUUUUUUUUUUCUUUCAGUCGUUCAAUCAAAUCUUCUCGAAGGUGAACUAUGCAGGUGCCGGUCAGACCCCCGGGAUCAACGACGACAAGUGUCGGUUCGUGCGCUCCCUCCGCUCCCGAGCCAUCAAGAAAGCGGACUCCUCGGCUGCCGUCUCAUCUCUCCAGCACCCGGAUUCGAACGGCGGAGACGCCCCAGCAGCUGCCAGCAAAAGAGGCGCCCACAAGAGGAAAGGCGUGCCCCGAAGGUCCCAUUUUUUCUGA